UAAACCCUUCUUCACCAUCACUUAGCCGUCGUUUCGUUUCAUUCCACAAAAUUCAAAACUCUCCGAUCGGCGGAAUCACUCCAUCGGAAAAAACAACAAUGGAAGAAGAACAUCCGGAAACAUUCAAUGACGCUUCUGACCUUUGCCAGCAGCUCAUGGACCGUUACGCCAAAUCUCCAGCUCCCCACCACCGCCACCUCCUCGCCGUUGCCUCUGUUCUACGCUCUAACCUCUCCGCCGAGUCGCUCCCCCUCACACCUCCUGCCUAUUUCGCCGCCGCCAUCUCCACCGCCGCGUCUUCCGACUCCCUGGACUCUGUAUCACUGUCCUCGCUUGCGUCCUUCAUGGCCAUCGCACUUCCACUUGUGCCAACUGGCGCUAUCUCGUCGGAGAAAGCGCGGGAAGCGGCGGAAAUUGUUGGAAUGCUGCUGGUUAGGGAGGGGGAGGGGUUGGGUGUUUCUAGCUUGAGGGCUGCGGUGAAGUGCGUUGGGGUUUUGCUUGGGUUUUGUGAUUUGGAGGAUUGGGAUUCCAUCAAAUUAGGGUUUGAAACUUUGCUUAAGUUCUCCAUUGAUAAGCGCCCAAAGGUUCGAAGAUGUGGUCUAGAGUCUCUUGAGAAGUUUUUUCGGUCUCUCAAAUCCUCCACGGUUGUCAAGGACGCUAGCAGGUUGGUUUUGUCUGAGCUGAAAAGGUGCAUUGAUUUGACAAUGAAAUUGACUGCUCCGAGGACUGUUGAUGCAUGUAAAGAUAACGGAAUUUCUAAGAACGAGCACCUAGAAGUCCUACAUGUACUAAAUGUAGUUAAUCUGGUUGCUCCUAAUCUUUCUCCAAAAAUUGUUCCGAAAGUUCUUUCGGAAGUGCAUAAAUUAUUUGGUUCUCAGAUCCCUGCGCUUACAAGGCACGUCCUUAAAACUGUAGAAGCUAUUUUUGAAACUUCAAGAGUCCGAAAUAUAGUCCUAGAGUUAGGGGACAUUGUAGUUUCUCUUGCUUCUUUUGUAUCUUUGGGUGAUAAGAACCCAUUGGAUACUGUGAUUUUGGCAGCAAACGUAUUAAAACUUGCAAUGGAUUUACUUUAUACUGGACAAUCAAGCUUAUGGAUCAAGAACCUUGCUCUAGUUUGUCAAUCUAUGAUGGGGCUUCUAACUUCUGAGGGAAACACUGCAUCACAGGCAUCAAAUAUCUUGAAUGAUGUGCUCAAGCAUCGAGUUGGUUCCCAAAGCUUAUUAAUUAGUACAGAUCAAACAUUUGACGAUGAUAGUCAGCUAAGUUUGGAAGGCAAUGCAAUAAAAUCAACAUGUGCAGUUUUUGAGAACACCCUCUCAGCUAUUGAUGGGAUCCCAAAUGAGCAUCUUUUGUCAGUCAUAUCUGUUUUGUUUCUUGAGCUUGGAGGAUUCUCAUUUGUAUCUAUGAAGAAUAUUGUGCUUAAACUUGCUGACUUGAUGAUUCAAAUUUCCGACGGCAAGACUAAUAAUGAGCAUAUUCAGAAAUGCAUUGGGUCUGCUGUUUUUGCUAUGGGACCUGAGAGAUUUCUCACAUUUGUACCUAUAUCUCUUGAUGAACACAGCUAUACUUAUUCAAAUAUUUGGCUAGUGCCGAUCUUGAAGCAAUACAUUACUGGAGCAUCACUUUCUUACUACGUGGAGCAUAUCAUGCCUCUUGCAAAGUCCUUUAAGAAGGCUAGCCGUAAAGUAAAAAAGUCAGAGGUCAGUCAAGAUCUUCUGGUUCGUGCCCAAGAAUUAUGGGGAUUGCUUCCCAGCUUUUGUCGUCGUGCACCUGAUACAUACAAAAGUUUUUCUCGUCUAAGUGACGUGCUGGCUACUUUUCUUAAAAAGGACCUCUCCAUGCAUGAAAAUGUUUCCACGGCAUUACAGAUUCUUGUGAACGAGAAUAAAGCUGCACUUAGCCCUAAAAAGAACGAGGCAGAUUGUGAUGCAGAACAUGAUUCUUCAUUAGAGUUCAGCAUGCGACCUGCUUAUUCAAAGAAAACUGCUACCAGAAACAUGAAUGCCUUGAAAUCAAACUCAAAUCAGCUGCUUCAUAUUUUAUCAGAUUUAUUCAUAAGUUCACUUCCUCAAACACGCAUUUCUUUAAAGGGUUCAAUCAGCUGCCUAGCUUCGAUAGCAGAUUCUUCUAUAACCAAAGAAGUUUUUAUGUCUCUGCUCAAGAGGUUUGAGCUUGUAGAUUGUGACGGUGAAGAUGAAGUAUUGACUAGCAAAGCGUUGGACAUUGAGCCAAGUGAUGAGAAGGGGUGUUCUCAAAGGUGCGCGACAUUGGAGAUAGCAUCUUGUCUUGUUGAAGGAGCCAAUGAUAAUCUUGUUGAGAUAAUUUAUAAUUUAACUAUACAUUCCUUUCAGGUAAGUAACGAGAGUAUUCGUCAUGAAGCAUACAACACUUUGAGCAAAAUCUUGGAGGUGCACCCAUGCUAUUCUUCUCCUAAAAAUAUGGAGCUAAUUGAUUUAUUACUUGGUCUAAAGCCGCCAACUGAAGUUGCUUCUCUUAGAGGCCGGUUUGCUUGUUUUCACAUGCUGAUGGUACAUAUAGUGAAGAUUAGUUUGGAAGAGGAUGUGAACUCAAAGGCUUUUCUUAUUCUCAAUGAAAUCAUCCUCACAUUAAAAGAUGGAAAUGAUGAAGCUAGGAAAGAAGCUUGCGAUUUACUCUUAAAUAUAAGUUCUAGCUUGGGAGACUUAUCCUGUGUUGGUCCUACCGAACCAUAUCACAAAUUAGUUAGCAUGAUAAUGGGAUAUCUUUCCGGUUCAUCUCCCCAUAUAAAAAGUGGAGCAGUAUCUGCGCUGUCAGUUUUGGUAUAUAAGGAUGCAAACCUUUGUGUCUCCAUUUCUGAUCUUGUCCCUUCUCUUUUAUCUUUGCUUCACUCCAAAGAUACGGAAACCAUUAAAGCUGUCUUGGGCUUUUUUAAAGUGAUGGUGUCUUGCUUAGAAGCAAGAGAGUUGCAGAAUAUUCUCUCAGAUGUUGUUUCUGAAAUCAUCCGUUGGUCGUCUGUUUCAAGACAUCAUUUUAAAACAAAGGUCACAGUCAUAUUUGAAAUAUUAAUUCGUAAGUGCGGUUCUGCUGCUGUGAGAGGGGUUACCCCAGAGAAGUACAUGGAUUUUCUCAAGACAGUUUUAGAGAAUCGACAUGGAAAAUCAAACGAAGCAUCCACUAUUGAUACAGAAAAUACGCCUGAAGUUUCAGCUGCCAAGGGGUCGGAAUGGAGGAAACCUAAUAAUUCAGAUACCCAAGAGAACGACAGUCAACAAAAAAAGAGAAAGAAAUUUGAGACAGGCAAAACUGAACAAUCGAAGUUUAGGAGCAAUGACGAAUUCAGAUUUGCCAAGAGAAGUAGGCAUUCUAAUGAUACAAAUUCAAAUGGAAGGUCAGAAGGAAGUAAAAACGGCAAUAAAAGCCAGUUCAAAAGUUUCACUCACGGUGGUGGGAAGGGAAAAGUAAAGCCGCAGGGUAUGGGGAAAGAUAAAGCAGCUUCUAAUGGACGUAUAGGAGCAUCCAAAUCGCACAAAUUAAAAGGGAAAUUCAAUAGAAAGUAAUAGAUGAUAGAGCUGCAAAACACUUGUGUUGAAGUAGAAGUAGAAGUAGAUGAGGAAGUUUGUAUUUGCUCUUUAUCACUGUCUAUAUAAAGCUGUGAUGUAACAAGUAAAGGAUUAUAAGCAGGAAUAUUAAUCACCUUUCCUGCAGAGAAAGUAUUAUAGAGAAGAAUUGGUUGUUUUUGUCAAGCUGGAUGCUCUUAUAGUCCAACAAAAAUGAAAGGCUGCAUACUGCAAGUGCAUGCAUAUUAGUUCAAGAGGUGAUGAGAAAAGCUGUUGUAUAUGACUGGCCCUGUUGCACUAACAUCUGCAUUCGGCAGGCUUAUUCCCUAACUGCUGCUACUUAUCACUGAUGAUAUAGUUAAAUCUUAAUUUCUCAUGUACCAAUUUUCAUUAAUAGUUAUUUGUGUCGAGAUUUGUGGACAUAGAGCAUGCCCAGUUUUGUUGUGAAAACUUGUUAAGUGCAUACAAAAGUAUAUUAUCUUUUCCUUUACUAUUUUCAUUUUUUGUUCUUAUGCUUGCAAGACAGGCAAUCAAAUUUGAUGCAGUUAAUAUUUUAAUGCUGUUAAGUUUAAA
Messenger RNA from Trifolium pratense (red clover), 4109 nucleotides. Its product is annotated as RRP12-like protein. Bases 99 to 3536 code for a protein of 1145 amino acids. Lineage: Eukaryota; Viridiplantae; Streptophyta; Magnoliopsida; Fabales; Fabaceae. The record is from RefSeq and is a predicted model, not a curated record. The transcript has 19 exons.